This is a messenger RNA of Talaromyces stipitatus ATCC 10500, 2408 nucleotides long. RefSeq lists its product as uncharacterized. NCBI's taxonomy places the organism in Eukaryota, Fungi, Ascomycota, Eurotiomycetes, Eurotiales, Trichocomaceae. The transcript has 2 exons. The coding region runs from base 133 to 1833 and encodes 566 amino acids. The record is from RefSeq and is a predicted model, not a curated record.
UUGGUCAUUUUUCUUCUUCUUUCUUUUCUGAAAAAGUUUUAUUCACUUAUUCGCCAAUCCUGUCUUUCACCCACCAACCUCUACUCAUUGCAUAUUCUUGGUAGCGACAGAUCUCGAUUAGCACAUGACAAAAUGUGGUCAAGGAUUAACAAAAACCGCGAUCAACUUCUCCAGACAAGUGGGCAUCCAGCUGUUUCAAGUCCAAAAGGCCAGUCUGUGCUGCAGACAACAUCGGGCCACCCUCUACCCCCCAAGGGCAUCCUGAAAGACUUGCCAGCACUACCAAGGGAGCCUGUAUAUUCUCCAAACAAUGAUCGUGUGACGUCUUCUAUCUACUCGCGCGACGAUCGCGGGGUGCCAUUUAAUGAUGGAAAUAUGCUACCCAGCUCACCCACUCGCGAUUAUGCUGAGUACUCAAGAUUUAUAGAAGAACAAGAUCAACCUAACAUAUCCCCGCCUGAUAGUCCAGUCGAUGUCUCGAAUGCACAUCGUCACUCGGAUGUUUCACCCAUCGAUGACCACGGGCAUUUCUUCCCUGAACUUCACAAGCAAAGGGCAAGCCAGUUACCAGUCCCUCGGAAAAAUGGUUACGAUACGUCUGUCAAUGUUAGAAAUCAAUCGCAGGCUUCUAGUCAUCAGAUAAACACCGGUGCUCAAAGAUUUUAUGGUGCGCCGGACACGUCAACUACAUCGCGAGACACCACACCCCAAGAUCUACGAAGUGCGAGCCCCCAAGUCGGCAAAGAAGCAACUCGGUUAUUCAGUGCUGGAAAGGAGAAGCUACAAAAGUUUACCAAGACUCGCGAUCAGAAAACGCGCGAACCUAAACAAUCUCGUGAACAGUGGAAAGGGGCUAGCGGGCGCUUGCCUCUAGUUCCACCAAUUGACACAAAAGGUACCGCGAAAAGCGGUAAAAACCCUAUACAUGUACAACGGGAUACGGAGGAUCCAACGCAGGGCUAUCUUAUGACUAGGCCCGAUACGUAUACUAUUACAACUAUUACCGCCGGACCUCCUCCAGACGAAAAGCUUCGAAGCAAACCUGGUCAGUUUAGACUCCGAUCGAGAAAUACGUCACCGGAAAAGAAGGAUUCACCAAAAGAAACUAAGCACGAAGUUGAAUCCGCCGAGAGUCGCAAGGUCAGUCCGAUCAUUGAUAUUCCAGGGAUCAACCCAGCAACAUCUCGUGGUACAGGCCAGUUUUCUGACAGUAGGGCAAACACGCCUACUCUCGACGUACCAAACGAGUCCAACCUUUCCGACAUGUUUCACGACCUGAAUCUCGCUCAGGAGGGGGGAAGUCGAUUCAGCGCUACGACAUAUGCCCCAACUGAAGCUGCAACUACGCCGCCGGGGAGCAGUCAUGGUGAUAUUCCACCUAUGCCUUCGUGGGAAUACUCACCAAUUAUGACGAGAAGACGACCAAUUCCAAGCUCUGCAGCAUCAAUCAAGAGUACGAAACGGAAACCUGUCUCUAGUGGAGAGACCACGAUAACCCCAGAAGUAGACUUGAAGAACUUGUCUCCCGAGGAACAGACCCAGCAUCGCAUUGAUAGCUUGGAGGCCCAACGCAGGCAGCUUUCAUUGCGAAAAGAGAGCACUAAGGUUAUGCUCCAUGAGCUCACUGAAGUCAUUCAACCUAGUUCGAUCGCAUACGACAUGGCUACCCGUGACGAGGUCAAGAAGACUGUCACCUCACUGAAAAAUGAACUCGACGAUAUCGCCAAGCAAGAUCAUGAAAUCGGCCUAAAACUCAUACGACUCUACAAAAAUCUGAACGACAUGUCCGUGUAUGAACCGAGCCCUUUGUGGGUCAAGAGAAUCACCAGUUGAGCUCUUUUUUUCCUUUUGUGUAUAGUCUUUUCCCUUUACUUCUUUCCAUUCUGUGUGAUUAUGCAUUUGGCAUGGCCUCUUUCUUGUUCUCGUUGAAGCCGGAUCUUUAACAACAAUUUUGAUGUCUUUGCAUAGCAUGUACCAAGUUAAGCGUGAUGUUUGUCUCAUAUUUCUUGCUUGAUACCCUAUCAUUUUUUUUUGAUUCUGAUCUCUUCGUCAUGCAUGAGUGGCAAGCACUAUGCAAAAUUGUAUUCAAUUUCCAUUUGAAAAUAAAGCGCUAUGAUAUGAACACUUUGCAUGAUGCAUAAACAUCGUAAGUACAUAAACUUGCUGCUUGUAUGCUUGAAUCCGAAGUAUAUGACUGAAUCUCAUAACGAGGAACGUGCUGGGCGCAUGCCAGAGGGGGGUAUCGUUUCGAGUACUCGUCUUCGCCGGGCGCUAUGUGGCAACGAUAAAUGUGGAAAAGAAUAAUGAAUCAAUGCUCGAUUUAUUUCUUGCCGGAUUUCUUGAUGCCUUGGGAGCCGGUAUUCAAAGGACCUUUGCCUUUGGCUUUUUCCAAGAGCUCCUUCUUAGCC